Molecule: messenger RNA, 2375 nt
Organism: Patiria miniata (bat star)
Lineage: Eukaryota; Metazoa; Echinodermata; Asteroidea; Valvatida; Asterinidae
Product: cyclin-A3-3-like
Exons: 8
Coding region: 194-1540 (448 amino acids)
Biological process (GO): mitotic cell cycle phase transition; regulation of cyclin-dependent protein serine/threonine kinase activity
Cellular component (GO): nucleus; cytoplasm; cyclin-dependent protein kinase holoenzyme complex
Molecular function (GO): cyclin-dependent protein serine/threonine kinase regulator activity
Source: RefSeq, a predicted model, not a curated record
AAACAGCAAUGAUUUCCAUCGCCGUGCACUGAUAGCCUGAUCGUCUGUGUGUAGCAUCCCAUUGUGUUGUAGGAAUUUGUCCAGGUGUAUUGAUCAUUCUGUAAACCCAGCUCCUUGUUGGUAUAAAACCUGACGCCGGGGUAUCUUCACGCAUUUGAAAUACAGCGGUCCAUGCAACACUAUAAUCAUCGAGAUGUCGCGUGUUUUGGUAGCCCAUCGGCCAUCAGGAACAUGGGCUGCGAGUAAGAUUGGAGGAUAUUCGGUCAAGAUCGUCAAACAAGUCCAGGAGAAAUCCGAGCAUCAUCUUUUCAGAGACGUAACCAAUCUUCAAGCGCGAGAUGCGAAACCACUAGACACCAAAGAGCGCUCCUUCAGAAGCACCAAGGCCUGUGACAUCCGGGCAAACCCACCCAAAUGGUGCUCCGAGAAUGUGCCACCGUGUGUCAGUGAUAAGACUAACCAUGGUAAGCUGGUUGGCCGAGCAGGUAAGGUAGGCAAAUCGAAGGAGGCAACGGCACCCGCAGUACGACGGGGAAAGAGAGACGACAUCCAAGAUACAGAGCACCAUGGCUGCUUGGCACCGGCACGGGAACAGUGCGGUGCGCCUCCCUUCGGACUGCACAUUGCACAAGAUGUCGAGCCAAUGGAAUUCAGUGCUCUCAAGCUGGAGUUGGAUUGCAUGGAGGAGAUUGCUAGCUCAGAAUGCCCAGAAGCAGAACCAGAGAAUGAUCCCAUGCUCAUGUCCGAGUAUUCCACAGAAAUCUACAGAUACCUACGGAGCAUGGAGUAUAAAUGCGUGGUGCCAACCAGCUAUCUAACAGGACCUGCUGUAACCCCAAACACCAGGGCUGUCCUUAUCAAUUGGCUCGUCCAAGUUCAGGUUCACCUGGAGCUCUCUGAAGAAACCCUGCACCUGACUGCCAUACUCCUAGACCGGUUCCUGUCCCAGCAACCUAUCGGUCUGAACCUUCUCCAGCUGCUUGGGGUGUCGUGCCUGUUUGUUGCAAGCAAGUACGAGGAGCGAUCUGCACCCGAGGUGGAAACCCUGUGCAAGUUGACUGACUACACAUACACCCAUGAUGCCGUGUUGAUGAUGGAAAGACGUAUUCUCCAUGUCCUGCAAUUCGAUCUCUUCAGCCCCACACCGAUGACGUUCUUGGAACAGUUCCUCAAGGCGGACACUGAUGAACAACGGGUUGAAUUCCACUUUGCCAACUACAUCCUUGACUUGGCUCUGACCGACGCCUCGCUUCUCAAGUACUACCCGUCCGAGCGGGCCGCGGCGGCAACUUGCCUAGCCCGCCACCUUGCGGGUCCGUGGGUCGAUGAGGACUGCUGGACCGCCGAUCUUGUCCAGAGAACGGGCUACACGGAGCAGCAGCUUACAGCGUGUCUGGCUGGAAUGGCGAGGCUUGUCAGUGAAGCUAACAAAAGCCCGUACAAGGCUACAACAGAAAAGUUUUCCUGUCCAACCUACGAUUCUGUGAGCUGUAUUCAGGGGCCGUGCUUGAUCAAGGCAGAAUUUCUCUCCGAUCUGUAGCCAUAUAACGGGUUGGUUCAACUGGGCACCGUAGACCCGUUUUGUUGGAGCCGAAACGCUAUUUUCAAGUCACGGUCGAAGUUUCAACACAGUGAUUCGAUACAAUAAUACACAUAUUCCACUGGCAAUGACCAUGAGAUGGUUAAUUUUGUUCAUCUAUGGAUGCGAUUUCAUUUGUCGUGCUGUUCUUUUUUUUUUAACUUGACAGGAAUUUGAAGGAAAGUUAAAAUUACGUCGGCACUGUUCCCCGAACGGAGAUGAUUGAUUUCAACAAUAGUUUUGGGACAUAUAGAAAUGUCUUUUGCCUUCAAACUUUAGAACAUCCUUUCUCAAAACAUUCUUCUUUAUUAUUAUUCUAAAUUAUUCUUUAAACAAAUGUCUUUCAAUGGUGUAGACAUAAUUUGCCCCGAAGGAAUAUACAUGUAUUAGUUUUGUGACGAUGAAGCUGUUUUGCUACAGUUGCAAUACAAGGAUAGAGUGAGGAUGGAGUGAGCGAACCGUGUUUUCAAUUCAGAUUUUGAAAAUGUAGAGUAUUUAUGAUUAUUUUUUCGAGAUUAUAUUUUGUGUAAAAGAUAGUUCCAGAUAUAUACUUGGUGUUUCGGGGAAUGGGGGAUGUGAUCCCUUGAAUGAGGCACAUACAAUCGGGCUACACUGCCUUACUCCCUAAUCGUGGGCCGUACUGUGACGGUCAGCACGUGUUACACGCACGGGAAUCAUUUAAAUUAAGAAAAUUAUAAUUUUUGUUGAUCGUAUUUCGUUUGUUAUGCUACAGGCUGGACCUGUCCAAAAAUAAAACAAAACAAGAAUUGUUUACAGUGGUUGUUUAUAAAAUGGA